Molecule: messenger RNA, 453 nt
Organism: Mercenaria mercenaria
Lineage: Eukaryota; Metazoa; Mollusca; Bivalvia; Venerida; Veneridae
Exons: 1
Coding region: 1-453 (150 amino acids)
Biological process (GO): DNA integration
Molecular function (GO): nucleic acid binding
Source: RefSeq, a predicted model, not a curated record
AUGGCGACAUUCAGACGAUUCACGAGCCGGAAGUCACUCCCACGCAUCAUGAUUUCAGACAACGCCACGACGUUCAACUCUGUGGCACGCAAUAUAAGCGAGCUGACGCAAUCCAGAACUGUUCGUGAAACCCUCAACAACGGAGGAACUGAGUGGAGAUUCAUACCUAAACGAGCUCCAUCGUUUGGUGGUUGGUGGGAACGGCUAAUUGGACUUACUAAAACCACCAUAAAGAAAGUUCUAGGUCGUUCAUUUGUCACCUUCGAGACACUACAAACGUUGGUUACAGAAAUAGAAACCAUUAUGAAUGACAGACCACUCACAUAUGUCUCAUCUGAUUGUACCGACCUACAACCCCUGACGCCAGCCCAUCUACUUUACGGUCGGAGAGUUAGUUCCCUUCCAUACCAAGAGAUUGCGGAAAAUGUUGAAACCGACAUUAUUUUUAGGUAA